Histoplasma capsulatum G186AR is the source of this 2138-nucleotide messenger RNA. RefSeq names its product golgi GDP-mannose transporter. Gene Ontology annotation, cellular component: Golgi apparatus. The record is from RefSeq and is a predicted model, not a curated record. Gene Ontology annotation, molecular function: GDP-mannose transmembrane transporter activity; antiporter activity. NCBI's taxonomy places the organism in Eukaryota, Fungi, Ascomycota, Eurotiomycetes, Onygenales, Ajellomycetaceae. Bases 173 to 1321 code for a protein of 382 amino acids. The transcript has 3 exons.
CACUCACUUGGCAUCCGUCCGGAUCGUCGCCUUUUUUCGUUAAGAUUUCUCCUUUUUCUUCUUUCUCCGAGUCUGUAUUGUUGUUUGACUUUGCGGGUGUUUCUCUCGCCAUCGCCCCCUUUAAUCGCAGCAUCGCGCAUUCCUCAACCUAUCUCGAGACAAUCAAUGCAAAAUGGCGGACGAUAAGAAGAACGAUAAUUAUGCCAUCGAUAUGGACAAGUUGGAUGCCAAUAAUAAACGAUUCGAUGCUCCGCCGCCUUCGCAACCCCGACUCCCUUCAUCACGCUCAUACACAUACAGCUCCGCUCUCCCCGUAUUUUGCUACUGCUGUUCUUCGAUUUUGAUGACUGUUGCAAAUAAAUAUGUUCUGUCAGGGACUUCAUUUAACUUGAACUUUCUCCUUCUGUGUGUCCAGUCCCUUGUUUGCGUUGCUGCAAUUCAAACGUGCAAAUCCUUGAAGAUUAUCACCUAUCGGGAUUUUAAUAUAGAUGAGGCAAAGAAAUGGUUCCCAAUUUCUCUCCUCCUCAUCGGCAUGAUAUAUACGGGCACCAAGGCCUUGCAGUUCCUUUCCAUCCCCGUAUAUACCAUAUUCAAAAACUUAACUAUUAUCCUCAUUGCGUAUGGCGAAGUGCUGUGGUUUGGAGGCUCGGUCACUGGCAUGGUGCUUUUCUCGUUUGGCUUGAUGGUUCUGAGUUCCAUCAUUGCGGCGUGGGCAGACAUAAACCAUGCGCUUUCACAAGUAGGCAUGGAUGCCACAAGCAAAAUUUCAACACUCAACACUGGAUAUGUCUGGAUGUUGAUCAACUGCCUUUGCACCGCAUCCUACGUUCUUGGUAUGCGCAAGAGAAUCAAGUUGACUAACUUCAAGGACUUUGACACCAUGUUCUACAACAAUCUUCUCUCCAUCCCCAUUAUUUUGGUCGCCUCUCUUGUCGUGGAAGACUGGUCAUCAGAAAACAUCAACUUAAACUUCCCUCCAGAGACUCGCAGCCGCAUUAUCAUGGCAAUGGUCUUCUCAGGCUUGUCCUCCGUCUUUAUCUCGUAUACCUCAGCAUGGUGUGUGCGAGUAACCUCAUCUACCACUUAUUCCAUGGUGGGAGCACUGAACAAACUUCCCAUUGCCUUGUCCGGCCUCAUCUUCUUCGACGCCCCCGUAACCUUCCCCAGCGUCUCUGCGAUCUUCGUUGGCUUUGUCAGUGGUCUGGUAUAUGCGAUGGCAAAGGUUAGGCAGAAUUCGAAACCUAGAAUUGGCGUUCUUCCCACGUCCAAUCCACCGAUGAGCGCAAGCAGCCAAAGCAUGAGAGACGGGCUUAAGUCCUAAGAAUUCGGAUCCUGUCUCUAUCAUUCCACCCACUUACCCCCAAAGUCAACGGCAAAAAUUAGAGCCUUUUAGCAGUCAGCUGUCUCCAAAAAAAAUCAAAAGAAUGGUGUUAUAAACGGAGGAGGAAAUCCGGUCCGUAUGUAACCCUGCAAACACUUCCAGUUUCGCCUGCAGUAUUUCUUGUAUGGCACCACUUCCUACAUAUAUAUUUCUUAUAUAUCGCUUACGCCACAAACACACGCGAUACGUCCUCUGCUCCUGGCUGGCCUGCUCGCGAUCCAAUUCUCUGGAUUUAUUUUGCUGGGUGGAACUUUUCUAUUAUUUACUUCAUCGACACCUAUCAUCUUGUUACAUUAGUUCCACUUCCCUACUCUCGAGCUUUGAGUUGAUCUAAGAUUCCGAAAGGUAACCAACAAUAUAGGAUUUGUUGCCCUUUUGCUUUUUCAUCCUUCUAUUUUUAUUUCCGUUUUAACCGCUGUCCUCGUGCGUGGUUAGUAAUGUUUUAAUUCCGUUUGUCUAUAUUUUAUAAUGAGCCUUCGUGAUCCCUUUUUAUCCUAUUUACCUGUUUCCACCUCCCAUGUCUUCCCGCAUUCUAAUCUUCAUCCCUCAAGUUUUAAACCAAUUUCCAAAAGUUUCUGUGUCAAAGUCUAUUUCUUUGAGGCGCGUGGGAUAAAGAUUUUGAACAAUGCUGGUAUUCUGUAUGCCCUAUUUCCUCCUGAUAUAUGUUGGGACUAUGCUUUUUUUCCAUUACUUCGUUGACGCUUUCAAGUGUACAUAUAUACCUAAGGUGAUAGAGAGAAUGCUGUCUGGUUUCCCC